Molecule: messenger RNA, 853 nt
Organism: Aptenodytes forsteri (emperor penguin)
Lineage: Eukaryota; Metazoa; Chordata; Aves; Sphenisciformes; Spheniscidae
Gene: TIMM10B
Product: translocase of inner mitochondrial membrane 10B
Exons: 2
Coding region: 75-410 (111 amino acids)
Cellular component (GO): mitochondrial intermembrane space chaperone complex
Source: RefSeq, a predicted model, not a curated record
GCAGGCGCUGGGGUGAGCGUCUGCCGGCGCCGCCUCUCUUCCAGCUGCGGGACUUCCUGCUGGUCUACAACCGGAUGACCGAGCUCUGCUUCCGGCACUGCGUCUCCAACCUCAACUACCGCCUGCUCACCGGGCGCGAGGAGACGUGCCUCGACAGCUGCGCCGGAAAGCUGGUCCGCUCCAACCACCGCCUGAUGAGCGCCUACGUGGCGCUGAUGCCCUCCAUCAUGCAGCGCCGUGCCUCCGACUAUGAGGCCAGCGCAGCCCGGGCAUCCCAGAACUCGGCCCAGGCGGGAUUGGCGGCACCGACUGCCCUGCCAGGGGCUGGGGGACCCGGAGCCUCUCCUGACCCGCUGGCGGCUCCAGGCCCCCGUGGACCCUUGCAAGGGGCUCCAGGCACUGGCACAUAGCACGGCCGUCAUCCUGGGUCACACCUUCUGGCAGUAGCGGUGGGCUGGAUGGCUGCAGGAUGGAUCCAGGCCCUGCGUUACCAGCAGGAGAAGUAACGUUUUGGUGCUGCAGUACGGUCUGGGCCUCUGCACGCUGCCGGUAGUCCUGGUCUGGAGCAGCAGAUCCACUCUGCACCGAGACCCGGCCUUGUGGAUCUGUGUCCUCUAGUGCAUCGGCAUUGAGAGCCUCGUGGCAGUGGCCAAGUCUGUUCUGUGCCUGGCGGUGCUGGGGCAGGGGCUGGCAGGGGGCACCAAGAAAGAAAUCGCAGUGCCUGCCCUUCCGGCCAGGAGGAGUUCCCACCCGAACUCUGCCCUAACGGCUCCGGCGCUGGGCUUUCCUGCUCCAGACCUGGGGUUCUUGUAUUUCUAGGAAACGGUUUCCUAGUGCUAAUAAAACAUCUCUU